AAAGUCGCCAAUAUUGGACCGGCUCUUUAAUUGGACCACCUCAAUUAAUCAGCUGUUAAACAUAACUAAUGAUUAUAACAUUCAUACAUUUGUUUAAAACCGUUUUAAAACGUCUUUGGAAUUAUCACAUAUUGUUAUCAAUCAUCGCUAUCAAUGUGAUAUCACUUAAUCCAAAAACCGUCAUUUUCAUGCUGUUUUUUUUAAAUAUUCCUUAAGCUUUUACAGUAAAAUAGACAUGGCUAAACGUGGAAAAUAUGGAAAAUGGUCAGAAGAAGAUCUACAACAUGCUAUCAGAGCAUAUAGUAACAACAUUUAUGGUCUCAAUCAGUGCCAAAGAGUAUAUGGUGUUCCAAAAGCUACAAUUAAGAGGCACUCCGACAAUAAAAAUAUAUUUGUUAAUGGACAGAAAAAAUUUGGUACACCAACUACGUUUAACAUAGACAUGGAAAAAGAAUUGGUUAGUCAUAUUUUAGCUUUAGACUCCUUAUUUUUUGGAUAUACUAUUACUGAUAUAAGAAAAUUAGCAUACGAUAUAGCAGAAAAGUAUUCUCUAAAUCACAAAUUUAAAAAGAGAAGAAAAUAGCAGGUAAAAAAUGGUUUUAUUUGUUUAUGAAACGAAAUCCAAAUAUAGUACUCAGACAACCUGAAGCAACAUCGAUGGCUAGAGCCAAAGGAUUUAACAAAGAAAAUGUUAUGAGCUUUUUUGACUUAUUGGAAAAAAUUGUAGACCAAAAUAAAUUAACUGCUAAUAGAGUUUUUAACGUUGACGAGUCAGGGUUUACAACAGUACAGAAGAAACCACAAAAAGUUAUCUCUCAAAAAGGCAAACGUUAUGUUGGGUCCAUAACUAGUGGAGAAAGGGGUAUUAAUACCACUAUUGUUUGCUGCACAAAUGCUGCUGGAUUUUAUAUUCCACCCAUGAUAAUUUUUAAAAGGAAACGUAAAGCGCCAGAAUUAGAAAUUGGUGCACCUUCAGGUAGUAUAGUUGAGAUUUCUGACACUGGAUACAUUAAUUCUGAACUAUUUGUAUCUUGGUUAAAACAUUUUCAUUCAUGUGUAAAAUCUACAAUUGAUGAGCCAGUUUUAUUAUUAUUGGAUGGACACACAACACACAGCAAAAAUUUGGAGGCAUUAAUAUUUGCUAAGGAACAUGGUAUCAUUUUAUUGCAACUACCUGGGCACACCACUCAUCGUUUACAACCUCUCGACGUUGCAUUUUUCAAACCAUUGGGAUUAUACUACAUACAAAGUCAAGAAAAGUGGUUAAGACAGAAUUAUGGUAAAACCAUUUCUCAAUACCAGGUUACAGGUUUGUUAAAUGAAGCGUAUGGUCGUGCAGCAACAAUAGGUACAGCUGAAAAUGGUUUCCGAGGCUCUGGAAUUUGGCCAGUAAAUAGACAUUUAUUUGAAGAUCAUCAUUUUAUUGUUUCAAAUAAUUUAAAUAGAUCUUCUACUCCUAAUGAGAAUGUAAGUGAAGACAUGGAAAAUGAUCAAGUGGAUUUAAACAGUAAAACAAAUGAUAUGGAAGAAAAUAAAAAUAUUACUGUCACUGAUAAUACUAUAAAUAGGUCUACAUUUUUGAAAGUAAUUGAAGAAAUCUCACCUAUACCCAAAACUCAAAGAGAUACUAAUGCAAAACCAAAAAAAUCUGCACAAAAGGCAGUUGUUUUAACAAGCAGUCCCUAUAAAAACUUACUAGAAAGCAGUAAAGCACAGCAAACAAUAAAAAAAGGACCACCAAAAAAAAAACUUUUUUCUGCAGCAAAAAUUGAUGGUGUUAAAACCAAAAAUAAAAAAAUUGAAAAAUCUAAGGAAUUAGAAAAGAAAAAGAUACUGAAUGAACAAGGAAGUCAACAUAAAAAGAAAAAAUUGAAAAAUAUACCAUCUACAUCAAAAAAUGUUGGUAAUGUUAGUUGGUACUGUCCUCUCUGUCAGGAAGAAAAAAUAAUUGAUAUGGUCAUGUGCAAAAAAUGUUCAAUAUGGUUUCAUGAAGAGUGUUUAGGAUUGAAUCGUGGUGACACAUUUGAAGAGUGUCAUUGGUGUACUGAAAAAAGUGACCAGUAAAAAUUACUACAGAUUCAAUAUUUAAAAUUAAAUAAAGACCAUGAUUACCUAUAUUUUAAAUUUAUUAGGUAUAAAGACUUACCUAAUUAUAACUUAAGACUGAAAAUAUUAAUUUUGUAAAAUGAUUGAUUUUAAACUAGUCAGUAAAGUAGUGACUGAUAACUUUUAAAUUGUUUUUUAUUAUAUUAUUCUAAAAAUGUUGUUUAUUUUUUAAAUUUAACCAAGAAGGUAUAAAAAUGUUGUUUAUUUUAUAAAAAUUACUAGUCAGUAUGGUAUGACUGAUAACUUUUAAAUUGUACUUAUUAUUUUAUUAUUCUAAAAUUGUUUUUUAUUAUAUUAUUCUAAAAAUGUUGUUUAUUU
Aphis gossypii (cotton aphid) is the source of this 2424-nucleotide messenger RNA. RefSeq lists its product as uncharacterized. The transcript is spliced from 2 exons. The record is from RefSeq and is a predicted model, not a curated record. Gene Ontology annotation, molecular function: DNA binding. Gene Ontology annotation, cellular component: nucleus. Lineage: Eukaryota; Metazoa; Arthropoda; Insecta; Hemiptera; Aphididae. Bases 610 to 2064 code for a protein of 484 amino acids.